GACUGCCCGCUGUGCUGCAACGCGUUAGACGCGACGGACCGGCACUUCCGGCCGUGUCGCUGCGGGUACCAGAUAUGCGCGUGGUGCUGGCAUCAGCUGAUGGAGCUCGCGGCGAAGGACGACGGCAAGGGCAAGUGCCCGGCGUGCAGGACGCCGUACGACGAGAGCACGAUACGCUUCGAGCCGCCGGAUCCCGAGGAGCUCGAGCGGUCCGCCGCGAAGAAGAAAAAG
Messenger RNA from Micromonas pusilla CCMP1545, 231 nucleotides. RefSeq lists its product as uncharacterized. Gene Ontology annotation, cellular component: CCR4-NOT complex. The annotation marks the transcript as partial. The transcript is spliced from 2 exons. Gene Ontology annotation, biological process: protein ubiquitination. NCBI's taxonomy places the organism in Eukaryota, Viridiplantae, Chlorophyta, Mamiellophyceae, Mamiellales, Mamiellaceae. The record is from RefSeq and is a predicted model, not a curated record. Gene Ontology annotation, molecular function: ubiquitin-protein transferase activity.